CUAUAGAGAUGGAACGCAGAGUGCUACCGGCUGGGAGAAUACCGAGGGGCCUCCUAGGGCUGGCUGUGGGGGCUGGGCUGUGUUAUUGUGCUUACACAGCCAUAGCCGCUAAAGGCAGGAAGAAGAAGGAGCACGUGACAAGGGGACGUUUACUGGAGAAAGUGUCAAACAUGCCUGUAGUAGAGAGAGUUCUUUCAAGAGGUGCAGUCCAGAUGGAACACAUCCCUACAUCAGCAAGUAACCUGGAACCACGCCAUCUGAAAGCACUGCUUGAAAUGCUGGCAAGCGAUGAUAUUGAUCCUUCAGUUCAAGAGCAGGUCUUAGUUACACUCUGUAACAGUGCAGCUUUCUCAGCUAAUCAUGAUAUCAUUCGUAAUUUGGAUGGCAUUAAGACAAUCAGCAGAUUCCUUUCACAUCCAAGUCCAAAAAUAAAGGCAAAAGCGUUGAAUGCUCUGAACAAUUUAAGUAUGAACUUGCAAAAUCAGCAACAGAUAAAGGACUUCCUCCGUGAUGUUUGCAAUGAUAUUACAUCAUCGUCAUUGAAUUCUGAAGUCCAGCAGGCUGGUUUAAGACUAGCAAUUAAUAUGUCAGUCACCGAUAACUAUCAUGACUACCUGGCAGAUUACAUCCCCUACUUUUUCAGUAUCCUGGUGGAUGGAGAUGAAACUACCCAGAUUCAUACUGUGAAGGUUCUUGUGAAUUUAUCAGCAAACCCUUCAAUGACCACAAUUCUCUUAUCUAGCAAGGUACCAUCAUCACUGACCAAUCUCUUUGGCAGCAACACUAAAAGGGACAUUCUUAUCAGAGCUCUGACAUUUGCAGCAAAUCUUUCAGAGAACUUGGACAGACAACAGCAUAGUAAUGGAUACUGUCAUUAUGAAGAUUACUCAUUAUAUUCCCUUCUCUUCAGAGACCAGACAGUGUUCCAGGAAAAUCUGGUAGCAUUAUUACAAUAUCCAGAUAAAGACAUCAAAGAACUUGCGGCUAGACUUGUAUCCCCUCAAAAAUGGAAUUAA
This is a messenger RNA of Nanorana parkeri, 1016 nucleotides long. RefSeq names its product armadillo repeat containing 10 (gene ARMC10). The record is from RefSeq and is a predicted model, not a curated record. Bases 9 to 1016 code for a protein of 335 amino acids. The transcript is spliced from 6 exons. Gene Ontology annotation, cellular component: mitochondrion. Gene Ontology annotation, molecular function: protein binding. Lineage: Eukaryota; Metazoa; Chordata; Amphibia; Anura; Dicroglossidae.